Messenger RNA from Phycomyces blakesleeanus NRRL 1555(-), 1881 nucleotides. RefSeq lists its product as hypothetical. The record is from RefSeq and is a predicted model, not a curated record. Gene Ontology annotation, biological process: glutathione catabolic process; proteolysis. NCBI's taxonomy places the organism in Eukaryota, Fungi, Mucoromycota, Mucoromycetes, Mucorales, Phycomycetaceae. Gene Ontology annotation, molecular function: protein binding; peptidase activity. The transcript is spliced from 15 exons. The coding region runs from base 4 to 1881 and encodes 625 amino acids.
GACAUGGGAGUCCUGACUAUAGUUCAAUCUGAAAAUGGUUAUUUAUUUUGUGGUGUUCAAGGUGGAGAUAUACAGAUAUGGGAUCUUGAAACGUAUCAAAUGAUUCGUUCCAUCAAAGGACAUUCGGACGACGUGCUAUCAGUGACAAUCAAAGGAACAGGUUUUGUUAGUGCCUCGGCAGAUGGAAAAAUCAAUUUAUGGAGUGAAGGGUUCGAAUUGGAAGAGUCAAUCAAGCAAGAUAACGGUGUCUUGCUGUCCUUGACACACUCCCAAGAUUAUAUUGUUACAGGGGGUACGAAUCACACGAUCAAAUUUUGGAACACUCAGCAUCUGACCUCCCCUGUCGAUAAUGCGCGAAAAAGCAGCGACUUGAAUGAUGUGAACUCGGGUGAUAUGAUGCUGUCAGUACUGGAUAGAUGGGUCUCGAUGCGAACAGUUAGUGGGAUGCCUAAAUACUCAGAAGAAUGCCGAAAGGGUGCGCGGUUUCUAAAGAAUGUAUUUCAAAGCCUUGGAGCACAAAGCCGGAUGAUUCCCGGCGCUAGUGGGCGGAAUCCUCUUGUGUAUGGAAAGUUUUUUGCCAAUCAAAUACAAUCUGGAAAGGAUGCCAAAGACCCAUCUUUUAAGACAUUCGAGAAGCCAAAGACAGUUUUAAUUUAUGGACACUAUGAUGUUAUCCCAGCUGAGAAUGCAAAGGGUUUGUGGGAGAGUGACCCUUUUAAGCUAUCUGGAAGAAAUGGGUAUUUGUAUGGAAGAGGUACCAGCGAUAACAAGGGACCGAUAUUAGCAUGUAUCUUUGCUGUCCAUGAGCUACUAAAACAAGGUGACCUGGAUGUCGAUGUGUUGUUUCUUAUUGAAGGAGAAGAAGAAAAUGGAAGCAUAGGGUUUCAAGAGGCGCUUGAUGAGCAAAAGGCAGGUCUGAUCUGGAGAAUACAACCAUUAUUUGAAGGCGUGGAUGUAAUACUUCUCAGCAACUCUUAUUGGCUGGGUGAGGAUGUACCUUGCUUAACUUAUGGACUAAGAGGUGUCGUACACGCAUCUAUAACAGUGUAUAAUGGACUUUCAGACCUUCAUUCUGGUGUCGAAGGAGGGGCCAUGUCAGAGCCUUUAGUGGAUUUGAUUCAUGUCUUGGGAAAACUCAUCGACACAAAUAAAAGAGUACUUGUACCAGGCUUUUAUAAUGACAUUCGCCCUAUAACUCCUGCUGAAGACACUCUUUAUGAUCCAAUUGUGAAAUGGUUACAAAGGUCUACAGAUAAACCCCUGACAUCUUCUUCUAGGUCCCAGCAUUCUUGUAUUACACCUUCUUCUUUUUCCGACAGCGGGAGUGAGACAAGUGAAUAUAGUAACGAGAAUGGGUUAAAGCAGCAACUCAUGGUGCGUUGGCGAUAUCCAACCUUGAGUGUACACAAGAUUGAUGUGUCAAUUAAUAAUCCAACAAUCAUUCCACGUAACGCAAAAGCAGUGAUUAGUAUGCGUGUUGUUCCUGAUCAAAAGAUAUCAGACAUAUGCAACAGCUUUCAAAGCUAUACAAAAAAAGUAUUUCAGGACAGCAAGACAGAAAAUAUGAUAUCAGUUCAAAUAGAAAGUGCUGCAGAUUACUGGCUUGGCAAUCCAGAAAACAAGUAUUUCAAAGCAGCAGAGGAUGCUAUUGAAAAAGAAUGGCAGAUCAAGCCAUUGUAUAUUAGAGAAGGCGGCUCUAUUCCAGCCGUCAGGUUGUUAGAAAGGUUUUGUAAUGCACCUGCAAUUCAUUUCCCUAUGGCCUCUGAUCAAGCACACUUACCCAAUGAGCGUAUCCGACUAUUGAAUUUGCACGCUGGUAGAAGGAUCAUAAAAAACUUUUUGAAGACAGUAGGGACCCAGAAAGAGAAAAGAGUAGAAUAG